This is a messenger RNA of Naegleria lovaniensis, 2838 nucleotides long. RefSeq lists its product as uncharacterized. The transcript has a single exon. The record is from RefSeq and is a predicted model, not a curated record. Bases 1 to 2838 code for a protein of 945 amino acids. Lineage: Eukaryota; Heterolobosea; Eutetramitea; Acrasida; Naegleriidae.
AUGAUCAUGCUUGCAUCGAAUCAGCAUCACCAGCCAUCUGUCCAAUACACAUCAGCUCCUCCUUCAACCAUCAUACAGCAACCACCACAACCUAUUUAUUCUGUAAUUCCGAACACAGCAUCACAUAAUUUCUCAACGGAUCAUCACCAACAACAGCAUUUAGGUAUGAUCCCUCAACAGCAAGGAAUGAUCAUGAGAGACGUUUUACCGCAGCCACCUGUACAAAACCCUCCAUUAUAUUCACUACCAUCCAGCAAUAUUAAUUUAAAUUAUUCAACUAGCAAUCAACCAAGCACUUCUCAUAACGCUCCAUUCGCAUCCGGACAAUCCACAGCAGCGAUCAACAAACGAAUACGAAGACAAGACACGGAUAACAUUCCUAAAAACCAUGUCUUUCGAAAGUUAAAACCGAUCGUACGAGCUGCCACACCAUCACCCAUCGUUGCAACUCAUCAAACAACACACGAAAUCAUCUCAAACAAUGCUGUAAUGUACAAUCAACAACCAACAUAUUCGGAGCAGUUUAUAAACGGAAAUAUAAUGGCAGUUCAGACUGAAUCCAUUCCAAUGAACCAUCCUCUACCAUCCAAUGUACAAAAUACACCUCAAUCUAUUGAAGGAGCAUUUGUAAAUCAUCACUCUCUUCAGCCUGUACCAAGCCAUAUCAUGCAUCAUCAAGAGCAAGAUCCAUAUCACCAUCAACAAUUUCAUUCUCUACAGCCUGUUCAUCAUCAACCUGUUGUCAACGCAAAUUCAAGCCCUCACAACAUUCUACAACAGCCUCCCAUGGAGCUCAACCAAAAUCCUUCAUCAAAUCAAGCUUUGGAUAUCCGUCAACAAUUUCAUGCAGUAUUUGAAAAUCAACCAUUGCCUAAAGCUUUGCUAAGAAAAUUACCAAGUCAUGUCAUUGAUGAAAUGGUCAAAAAAGAUCCCAAAAUAGCUCAACAACUACGAGAACUACAAGAGGAGUCUAUUUUACCACAAAUUCACACGCCCUUCCGAAAAACUCAAGAAUUGGACUUGAAAGAUCCUAAUGCUGGAAACAAUAUUAGCUCUCCAGUCACAAUUGACGAUGAAGACACCUUUAUGAGCAAUCAAGGUGUUAUCGAGGAGUCUGUCAAUCCUUCCAUUUUAAAAUUGGACGAGGCAUCUUUUGAGCUGAUAAAGUCAAAACGAAGUGAUGCUCAUAGUACGACAAAUACUAAUGGAGAUGUUGUCUAUAUUGUAGAGGAUGAUGAUGAAGAUGAGGAGCAUGAAGAAAUUGAACAUAAAACCGAGGAGAAACAUGAGCAUCCUGAACAACUUAAACAACCAGAAGAGGAAGAAUCAGAAUCUUCUGAUCAUUUAAUUUCCGAUCAUGGAGUCCCUCAAAAAAUUACUUCAGAGAUUGUACAACCCCAUUCCCCGGUGCAAAUUCAAAGUACUCUCGAAAGCGAGCAACAUUUAUCGAAGAUUGAUCUAUAUUCUUGGAGUUUUGUUUUUAAGCAUGUUCCUAACGACAAACUUUAUGUUCAUUUGAUGGGUAAAACGAGCUCAGAAUCAGAUAUAAUUUACAAAUCAUCAUUUAUAGUACAUCGUAUCAAUUCAAAGACUGUGCUUUCAUCAACAGGAACCAAAUACGUUCUAGCUUCCGAGAUGAAUCAUGAACGAAACUCUGAAAACUUAAAUGUAGUAGGAAAAGAAUUUUUAGAAAAAUUUUGCAACAGCAGUGAUGGUCCAUUUCCUAAGGAAUGGGAUGACCUGUUAAAAAAAGAGUUUUUAAGGUUGGAAACACCGCUAACGAGCUCCACAUCCAAAAAUCACACUUCUAUGAUACAAGGUGACUAUAGCCUGGAAAAGGUAUCAGCCAGUAAUCAAAGACAUUUCUCACCUCAGACUGAUGAAUUUAUGGAUGUAGGAGAAGGUUUUGCCAAUACUGAUCCUUUUCAACCAUCUCAACACGAGGAUGAUGAGGAAACUCACCAUGCCGACGAACCAUCAGCGACACCUAAGCGACAAGCCACUACACCCGCUACCAAGAAGCAUAAAUAUAUCUCAUAUGACGAUGAACAAAGUGAAGAAGAGGAUAUUCCAAGUGACACACCAAAAAAGAAAACACGAACAAGGAAAAACAAUACACCCAAGAAACCUCCAACAAAGAAGAAAAAAAAGAAAUUGGACAGAAGUACUGACGAGGACACUGAUGAGGAAGACUAUGUGCCUGAAGAGGAAGAGGAUGAAAAGCCAAAGCGAAAGAAGAAAAAGAAUGAGACUCCACUCUCCACAAAAAAAUCAACUUCCAAAAGGCUUUCUCAAACCUCAAUCACUGCCUAUAGCAAGUCAAAGAAAUCUAAAUACGACACCGAUGAAGAAGAAAUUCCCUCACUGGAUGUUGAAACAGAAGGAAAAUUAAUGAGCUGGAGAAAACAACCAACAUCACACACUCCUCCCACUAAGAAGACUCUAAAUCCUCACCAAGAUAUACCUAUUGUGCACAAAUAUUAUUAUACACCUCCUGCGGGGUUGUCAAAAGAAUCCGAAGAAGAAAGUCCACAACCCGAGAACACCUCAGAUCAAUAUGUCGAACCAACUCCUCCAAAACCUAGGAAGAUGGCCACUAACAAACGAAAAUCUUCCAAAUUUUCAACUAAAUCUAAUGCUUCCCUCUCAAACGACCAAGAAGGUAGAGGUGCCAAAACUGAAGAGCGUAACAUUUUCAGCUCAAAAGAAUUAGUUGUCGUAAUACCAAGAAAACCCAAAAAUCUCCAACGAAGAAAGAAAAGAUCUGAAUUGGACCUUUUGGCAAAAAUGGCUGGUCGUUCUCACAUUAACUAUCUAACAGAAACCAACAAGGAGUAA